AUGUUGGUAGAACGGUUGAGCUCCCACUUGCUCAAACUCUCCCAUAAAGACUUCCAGUCCGCAUCGAAGUCUAUCUUGUCGUCGCCUGAGCUCACCAGCUCAAACACUUGGGCAGUCAAAUACAACAUCGAAUGCAUCUCGGUGUCGAUGGACUCUGGGACUUGGGAAAACCAUUCAUUUGUGGGGAUGAUGCUUGGUUUUUCACCUCCAGAGCAGCAUCCAACGUCCAGCUCGAUGAAGCUCCAAAAUAAAGCCCGCUCGAGGUUGUUUUCGGACGACGCAGUGAUGUUACACGCCUUCAAGACAGCGGCACAUUUUUCCAGUCUUGUGCGCCAUGUUUCUGGAUCGGUGCACAGAACUUCAAAAUAG
This is a messenger RNA of Ogataea philodendri, 369 nucleotides long. RefSeq lists its product as uncharacterized. The record is from RefSeq and is a predicted model, not a curated record. Bases 1 to 369 code for a protein of 122 amino acids. NCBI's taxonomy places the organism in Eukaryota, Fungi, Ascomycota, Pichiomycetes, Pichiales, Pichiaceae. The transcript has a single exon.